Messenger RNA from Closterium sp. Naga37s-1, 918 nucleotides. Lineage: Eukaryota; Viridiplantae; Streptophyta; Zygnematophyceae; Desmidiales; Closteriaceae. The record is from the annotation of a GenBank genome assembly.
AUGGACGCGUCUGGCCUGCCUGCCGACAGCCGGGACGCGGAGGGGGACAGCCGGGACGCGGAGGGGGAGAAGGCGGUGCUGCACGCGGCGGUGCCGCCCAUGCUGUCAGCGGAGGAGGACGUGGAGCAGCCGCAGCGCAUGCAGCUCUUCAUGGCGCACCUCAUGGCGCACCUCUUCUGCUGCGGUACCCUCGCCCGCCCCCACUGCGACAUCCCCGCCGGGCCCCCAGAGGCCAGCGACCCGUCACCCCCUUCGCGAGGGUUUGUGCCCAUAGAUCGCUCCAUGCCGCCCAUCAUGCACUUACCCCAGCGGCCGCGUGCCAGAGGGGCUAUUGCCGACCGCCUCCGGAGCGAUUGCUUCGAAUUUUCUCCGUGCGCGCGCACCCGCCGUUACCCUUGGCGAUUCGGCGGCGAGCGCAGCCGUGUUGCUGUCGCAGCAGCGCAGUUGUCCGCAAUGACGGCGGGGACAGGCGGAGCGGGGGGAUCAAGGGUGGUGGAGAGCGGGGGAAGCGGGGACAGUCGGGAGUGGGAGAUGGGAGAGGGAAGAAUUCGUGGAGGACGCGUGAACAUCGUUCCGCCGCAAGAAGCGGUGGAGGAGAAGCGGGCGGGCACGGCUGCAAGGGGAGUGCGCGUGGGGGAGGUGGUGCGGGGCAGCGGCGUGGAGGAGGGAGGGCUGGCAGGCGCGUCACACAUGAGCGUGCGUGAGGGCGAGCACGUGGAACGAGGCUGUGCUGCAGGGGUGGGAGCGAGGGCAGCAGCAGGGCGAGGAGACAGUGCGGCAGCAGAGGAGCAGGGCAGUAGAGAAAAGCGUCCAACGACCGAAUGCUGUUGCAUAUUCGGGUGGCCCAUGUUCAAAUACACAUACCAGAGCAACUUCGGCUUGGUUCGCGCGCACAGGAAAGUUCGGCGCCCGCGAUGA